This is a messenger RNA of Magallana angulata, 636 nucleotides long. Its product is annotated as recQ-like DNA helicase blm-1. Gene Ontology annotation, biological process: double-strand break repair via homologous recombination; telomere maintenance. The record is from RefSeq and is a predicted model, not a curated record. The transcript has a single exon. Gene Ontology annotation, molecular function: 3'-5' DNA helicase activity; four-way junction helicase activity. NCBI's taxonomy places the organism in Eukaryota, Metazoa, Mollusca, Bivalvia, Ostreida, Ostreidae. Gene Ontology annotation, cellular component: chromosome; nucleus; cytoplasm. Bases 1 to 636 code for a protein of 211 amino acids.
AUGGCCAUGGUUUGGAUUAUUGAUGCUUUAUCGGAUGGGACGUUACCAAGAACAAUUCUGUACUGUACAUCAAUAAAAGAUGCCUCAAAUAUAUAUUCCUACAUAAUAACAGAACUGCCACAGUGUUCCGAGGUGCAGAUGUUUCAUUCAGAAACCCCAGAGGACAUCAGAAACAAAAUUCUGCAAGAUUUAUUGGAUGAAAAAAGUGCCACCAAACUUGUUAUAGCCACAAGUGCACUAGGUAUGGGGGUGGACAUUAGGCAGUUUUAUAGUGUAAUUCUUGAUGGUGCCCCCAAGAGCAUAGUAGACACUGUGCAAGAAAUAGGGAGGGUGGGGCGUGAUGGAAAGGACUCUGUAGCCCUUGUUCUCUUCAAUUCCUACCACCUGAGGACAGUUGACACUGAGGUAAAAGACAUGUUUACCUCAAAAGACUGCAAACGUGUGUCUAUGUUUGAGCCCUUUCUUUCAGAGGGAGAACUUUUAAAAGAAAGGAGUAAGACAAUAUCACAUUCAUGCUGUGAUCUCUGUGCCGACAGGUGUGACUGUGGGACAUGUGAUUUGACCCCUAUAGAGAAACUUUUUAUGGUGAAUCUUGUCGAAUUUAGUGACCAUAGUUCAUCCGAUACCGAACCUUAA